GAUCGUAACGUACGCGCGCAAAAUACGUGUUCAAAGGUCGUUCGUAUUGGGGUCAUAUGACGAAUUCGUGACCUAACCCAUGUCAUAUAUGCCGAGCAUUUUGUAUACAGUGUAGACCCUAGGCACAGAAAAACUUCGCUGAUUGCAAAAGGCCAGGGCCUUAUUUCGAUCUUAUUAAAAAUCUACAUUAUGCUGCCGUCUGGAUGAUCACAUGAUGAAUUAAACGUCUCAGGAAUUGUUAAAAGUUUGAAGGUACUGAUAGAUCAGAAGCCCAACAGCCAUGGACAGUCCGAGGGGCCUCGAUAAAGGAGAAGAGGUCAGAAUGUCUCCCAAACUCUCCUCCAGAAGAAAGAGGAGUCGCCCUGUGAAGUUCAAUCAAGAUUAUGUUAUGACGGAUGACCUGCCGCAUAUUUCUGCUUACCUUUCACCGGUCUCUGCUGAGAAGCAAUCUUAUGAAAGCUCAGACAGCUACAUAGGCACAGAGCCAGCAGAUUUCCUUCAAGAUCUAUCUCCAUCUUCCUCAACAGGAAGAAUCAAAAGACAGGUUACUUCCAUUAGAGAUGUCUCCCUUAUGAAAGGUAGUGCUUCAAAGAGAACCAAGGUAGAGGACAGUAGUCCUCAAGAUUCCAUUAAGUUGGAAGAUAGUCCGGAUGGACAACAGACAACAUUCUCCAGUCUUUUACAUACAUUUGCAUCUCAGGUGAACAAUAGGGUUGAAACUAAUGAACAUCAAUCCCCUUACAAUGAGUCUUCUCUUGUUUCUAAAAAUAUUUGGCCCGUUACAAGUUCCAUCCCUUCCACACCUCGAAGCAUACAACAUAGAGUGCAGUCAGGCACUUCCAUGCAGAGCCAACAUACUUCAGACUCACCUGCUUGUAACACCAGACAAGAUAUGUCUUUCUCGGGAAUGUUGCAAAACUUUGUUUCUUGUGUGAAUGACUCUCCUACGAGCACAAAGGAUACUUCAGCUCCACGUUCGUCUUUGAAAUCCUUGUUGACUCCAAAACAACACCCUGUUGAUCGAAUAAGCUCAACCUGUAGCAGCCCCUUUACAGGGAGUACAGCCACGCCUGUAGGCACAGAACAACAGUCCUUUGCAGGUCUCCUACAUAGCUUUGCAUCUGUAGUGGACAGAGGAAACCAGGAGUCUCUUCAAGAUAAAAGGCAUCGGCUUGGAAGGGAUCACAGAUCAAGUCCAUCAGGGCAAGACCACACACCGAAAGGUUCAAAGUCUCUCCUUGAUGUCUUACAUGAUACGAUAUCAAGAAGAGUUCUAGAAACUGCAUCUUCUCCCAAGCAGGAUGAAUCAAGCCCCAAGACGAAAUUCUCACAGUCCUCUCACAAUACCCAGUUAGAUAAGGUCAUGCAAUUCAACAUGGACAUUCCAGCUCAAGCUAAUGCACCACUAGGCCGAGCAGAAAGAAGAGGAGGCAUGGAAGAUUUUUCGUCCUCAAGGUCGUUCCAAGCCAGAGCUGAUAAAUAUGAAACUGAAGAUGAACUGCAUCCCAAUAGCCACCAGUGGAGUCACAUUAGAAAUGUUCUACCUCCUCUUGAUGAUAAUGAGGAGGAGACAUACCUUGACAAAAGUCAACAAAAUCAAUUGGAUGACACCAUGCAUCCUGUUCCAAACAUCAAGAUGGAACCUCGAGAUGAAGAACCCCGUGCAGAAUCCAACUACAGUCAAGAAGCUCCUGAGCAGCAGAGUCAGUAUUUACUUGGUGGUGCAGCAAGCCUUGAUGAAGAUGACGAACCAGAGAGUAGCUAUCUUCAAGUAAUGAUCAAGCAAGAACCAGCCAAUGGCCCUUUGGGUAGUAGUGAGUGGGAGAAGUCUGGUAAGGAUGUGAAUUCCACUUUAAGGGAAAGGCUUCUCAUGAGAAUCGGAUCCCGACAGUCCCUCCAUCAGUCUCAGUCUCAGUUACAGUCCAGUAGUUCUACACCGUCAACUGAGACACGACUUAUUCAUCAAGACAGUGAGGAGAGUUCUUCAAGCCAUCUACCAGGUGAAUCAUCUAGCAGUAGACAACCACUGUCAAACCAGGGAGGAAUAGUUUCACAUUUAUUGAGUACAGAGAAUUCUUCCAACUGGAGAAACAAAGGAGCUGCCUCCUUUGCUGAUCUCCUGCACAACAUCACAUCUUCAAUGCUGGAACAGGAUGUGAAAGAUGAUAAGGAAGAGGCAUCUCAGCAUAAUCAGAAAUCAAUAAAGCAAGAGCCAAUAAUGAGUGAUGAACAACCUCAAGUAGGAUCUGUCCAGGACUGUGAAUCAGCCCAAGAGCAUCUUGGCUCUCUAUCACUUACUUCUUUACUAAAAAAGGAACUAGCCAGCUCUUUGAAAGACCCAGGUGAGAAUAAAAAGGUCCCACGUUGUAUUGCUCGACUACAUAGCGGCCCUUCACAGUCUGCUGAAUCCAGAGAACGGGAAUUCUCAGAUGGGAAAGGAACAAGAGCUCAGAAGAAGAAACCAGUAUCAUAUGCCGAGGCCCCAAGUAUGUCUUCAUCGCCAAGUUUAUCAUCUGAUGAUGUAGACCAAACCAAUAUGCCAGAUUUCCCCUCUCGCACUUCCAAACUUGUAAAUUGUUUACCUACUCGAGCAAAGCAUUCAAAUUUAAUGAAGCAUAGGUGGAAGCGAGGCCAAAGAUAUGGCCUCAAAAUCAAACAAGGAUGGCCAAAUAAGAGGAAAGAUGAUCUUCUUCAGAAGCGUAGUGAAAUGAGAAAUGUGCAUGUCAUUCGUAAGCCAAGUAGUUCAAGGCGAUGUGACUCCAGCAGUCACAGUAUAACCUCGCCUGCCCAGAAGAGAAGUGCAGAGACUGAUACAAUGUCCUUCACAGAUAUCCUUCAGAAACUUGCUCAGAAAUGCCAAGCUGGUGGUCAAGAUCCUGCACUACAAGGAUCAUUUGAGCAACAGUCAAAUGAUACGUCUGUAGUCUACUCACCUCAUAAUCAGACAGAUCCUACCAUGCGUAACAGACAGCAGGUCAGCGAAAGAGAAAGGUCCCCUUCUUUCCACUCAGAUGUGCUCCCCAACGUUCCUAGUUCUGCAAACCUAAAGAACCUUCUUCUACAACAAAGCUCUCUGACUCCGGUGCGUCCCAACGUCGGAUCUCCCUCAAGAACUUCCUCUACUUCUGGGACAUCAAGAGAUGUUUCAUUUUCAGACAUCAUGCAGAACAUGGCUUCCACAGUUACAAAGAAGAGAGGAAGCUCUACUGUCACUGAAGAUCUUACCUCCCUUGUUCCUCCUGCACCCUGGGUAAAGUCCAUGUCAGGAAACUGGCUGCGUUUUAUACUCAUUGGCCAAGAUGAAAACCCAACAAUCAACAUGUCUGUGUCCAUUAACUUGUGGAACACCAUCCAUGAGGUUAAAAUCCACUGCCAUCAUCUGGAAGUCCCCGCCAAUCACUGGAUAUUCCGAAGGUUUGGCAAACGCAUCCACACCAAAGCAGCCCUUCAGGGUGUCCUGCAGGCCAUCUCCAAUGGAUGCUCUGUCUGCGAGGGAACAACGCGAGGUGAUCUUGUCCAUAUGUACCGCAACAAGCUGGCCUCGACUUCCCGAUGGCAGGCUGCUGCCUUACUGGAGGACAGCUUUGGAACAGCGACAAUACGCUCCAGCCAGUGUGAGCUCCUUGUUUCUGGGUUGAGGCGCUCCCGAGAAAAGAGGUGCUCCAAAUGCUCAAAGUUUGUUGAUAGGAAGCUCAAGGCUGUUAUGUAUCAUAUGAAAAAAAAGCUUGGUUUAAGUUGAUAAAAUCCGCUUUGCCCUGCCUGUCUUGAAAGCAGGCUUUGUAAGAUAUAUGCAGUAUUCGGGUCAUUUAACAUUUGAUAUCACGGGACUAACCAAUAAAGGGAAGAUUUAUAAGAUUACUAAAUUGUAUUUGUUGGAAUAUUUUAUAUGGGGCUCGUUGCUGGUAAUCAAGAUUUUGAGACUUCCACUCUUGUUUGUGGUGCUUUGAGAUUUUGGUAAACUAUCACAAACAAACACUGAUAAGAAUUUAUUUUAAAUUAUACCCUAUUAUUUAUUUAGUUUAUGUGAAAAGUAUACCAUUACCUUGAGAAAGAUGUACAAGUAAACCAUUACAAAAUUUUUAACAUUUUCAGGAAAAUUUUAUGUAGUAUAAAUUAAAGGGUUGAGAUCAUAACUGAUUGUUUCUGUCCUUCAGCUUGUCCUGAUUAGGACAGGAUUAACCCAAAUCAAAUAUUCUUCUAUUUGCAUUCCCUCUGCACGGGAUACAAGCCUACAUUUUAUGUUCAAAUUUCUGGCUAUAUUUGUAACUAUUGAUGUGUGAUGUAUUCAAAAUUUUGAAUGCAAUGUUAAUUGCUAUUUUUGCUAAUCGAGUUUGUGGGAACUUUAUGGUAGUUUGGAGUUUAAUGGAGAAUGCUAUGUCAUGUGUUUCCAGAAAGGCUACUGUGUGAUCUCGUCACUGUAAAAAACUGGUCUCUUCAGUCACCCAGUGGAAGAAAAGGUGUCCUCUGUAGACAGAUCAUGAGAUGGCCUUUCUAGACAGGUUCCAAUAUUUCCAACAGGAGGCGCGAUAGCUCAGUUUAAUAGUAGAGCAGUGGUCUUGUU
Strongylocentrotus purpuratus (purple sea urchin) is the source of this 4561-nucleotide messenger RNA. RefSeq lists its product as uncharacterized. The record is from RefSeq and is a predicted model, not a curated record. NCBI's taxonomy places the organism in Eukaryota, Metazoa, Echinodermata, Echinoidea, Camarodonta, Strongylocentrotidae. The coding region runs from base 281 to 3739 and encodes 1152 amino acids. The transcript has 2 exons.